Messenger RNA from Oryza sativa Japonica Group (Japanese rice), 5192 nucleotides. The record is from RefSeq and is a predicted model, not a curated record. Lineage: Eukaryota; Viridiplantae; Streptophyta; Magnoliopsida; Poales; Poaceae.
GGAAAUGUGUGCGCGGAAAACGAAAUAAACUCUCUCUUUCUCCACCCAACGAACGCAGUAGACUUUAUAUAUAACUCUCAACUUAUAUUUUUGUAGAUAUAAUUGUAUUUUAUAGCUAUAUCAAUCAAUCUAUACCAUUAUAAUCCAAACCCAAUAUGAUCUGACGACUAAGAUAUUUUUCUUUUUUUUCUCCAACUAAUGUGAGAAUUUUCUAGUCUCUAUAACGAAUGGUGUGUCUUCUUUCAAGGCUUUUUUUAAUAAUAUAUAAUAGAUAGAUGCUUAUACGGGUGGAUAGAGGGGUAUAUGUUUAUGUAAAAAUAAAUUAUGCUAUGUCUUGGACAAUGUGCUGGUCCAGCUCAGCCUAACACAAGCAGGCCCCACGCCCCCUCUAAUUCUCUAAAUAAAAAGUUUGGUUCCAUCAGAUACUAGAGGUAAGGUCAACACGGCAGCUUAGCCCUGCACCCCCAACUCUUGCCUCAAAAGUUCGACAAACACGUUUCCGCAUCAAUGGAUCUUGGAUAUGAGCAUCCUGCUGUGCUUCUCUCGGUGGAGAUCAGCGAAGUGGUCCAGAAGCUCCGCCGCUCUCUGGGCAAAAGUAGCGACUCCUUCAAGAGAACUACGAAGAAGCUGGAUGUGGUGGAGGAUAAGCUUCGCUUCCUCCGUCUGGACAGCCUGCAGCGGGUCAAGCCUGCCCCUGCAUGGCUGCAGGACCUGAACAAGGCUGCACAAGAUGCAAAGGGACUUCUUGACGACAUGGAAUCUGAGGUGAAAGCUCCUGACUCUUCAAUCUCUGAUGUUAUGAAUUGGCUCUCCUCUGAUGACAGAAACAUGAUUAGAAUGGUAUACGUCAUUAGUAAACUUGCCAGUGCAUGUUCUCAAGGCAAAUCUAUAGUUGACACACCACCCCUGAAUGAGAGUGCCUUAGGAGAUGAAAAGGAAGAUAAGAUAGCUUCAUCUUCUGUUGCCAUGACUCGCCAAGACAAAUCUUUCCUUGGUGAUGACUUUCUUAUUGGUCGCGAUGAGGAAAUAGCUAUGAUAAGAGACAUGGUAUUGGACAAUGCCCAAUAUGUACCAACAGAAAUAACACUUAAGAUUAGGGAAGAAGCUGAGAAGUUACAUGUUCCUCAUAAGGGUUGGAUUACUGAAACUCUUCAUAAAAUUGAUAUGUCUAAAUGGACACAGCAAGCAAUAGAAGUAUCCCCACACCCCGAAAAUGAAAAGAGCAACAAGGUAGAAUAUAUUCGUCAUCCACAUGACAGUGCUGUUACAUACCUUCGGAAUCCGGCAGUUAUUCCCAUUGUUGGAAUCAGUGGAGUGGGCAAAUCAGCUCUUGCCAAAUUCAUAUUCGAUGACGCAAAUGUUCGGGAGCACUUUGGUGAUAUAUCUGCAUGGGUCUAUAUGACUGACAGAACUGACCAGUUGGUUACAAUAGAACAGAUCAUCUAUUCUUUUAAUCCCAAGGAUAACAUCAGUUAUAUGACAAGCCUGGACAGUGCCUACUCUCAACUUCAGGAUAUCAUAGAAGGUAAAAGAUUCCUCCUGGUACUUGAUGAUGUAUGGAAUGAGAUAUGUGUGCUAUGGAAUGAUUUAAGGAGUGUACUAAGCAAAGGAGCACCUGGAAGUGUAGUUUUAGUUACAACUCAAUUGUACAGUGUAGCUAACUUUGUAGGGACUGCAGGCCCUGUAAUUCUGGAUCCUUUACAAUCCGAUGACUCAUGGGCACUUCUCAGGAGAUAUGCAUUUGUUGAACCCUGCAGAAGUUUGUCCACGGAAGGUCUCAAAGAAAUUGGUAGAAAAAUAUCACACAGGUUACAUGGAUUGCCUCUAUCCAUAAAGGUAACUGGGGCAACAUUGAGAAGUCAGUUGGAAGAAGCUGAUUGGAGGGAAAUCUUAAAUAGUUGGUGGUGGAAUGUUUCAGAUGAUAACUUUGCAAUCAGAAUUAUAUCUUCUCUUGGAAGUUGUUACAGUGCGUUACCUGGAUAUUUGCGGCAGUGCUUUGUCUAUUGUUCAAUAUUUCCUAGGAACUAUGUGUUUGAAAAAGAUAAAUUGGUUCAGAUGUGGAUAGCUAAUGGUUUUAUUCAGCUGGACAGUUCUAGUGGAGUCAAAAGGUUGGAGGAUGUAGGUGGGGAAUGGUUCUACGAACUUGUCAAUAGGGCCUUUCUUCAGCCAUCAGCAAGGAAAACUGAAUACAUUAUGCAUGAUUUGGUCUGGGAUUUUGCAAGUGCACUGUCUUCUGAUGAAUACCAUGGUAACGAUAAUAAGGUGAGAGGUGUUUCACAGGAUGUCCGCUAUUUAUCAGUUGACAUGGAUGCCCUAGAUACACUACCAGAUAAAUUUAAAACUGAACAAUUGCGCACUUUUAUGUUGCUUGACGGCAGUCAUCAACCCAGCAAUAAUGAAACUCAUCUCCCUCUUAGUAAUUUUUUGUGUAAUUCCAAAAGCCUACGCUUACUGGCCUUCUCUUCAAGGAGUUACAAAUGGCUGGGACGGACGUCCGCUCUUUCAAAUGUUAUUAGCUCAACGAAACACCUCAGAUAUUUAGACCUCUCGUUUACUGGGAUCGCGAAACUGCCUAAUUCAGUAUGCAGCUUGUGCCACCUUCAGGUUCUUGGCUUGAGAGGCUGUACAUUUGGUAAAUUACCUGGAGACAUGAAUUUCUUAAUCAACCUACGUCACUUGCAUGCUAGCUCAGGCACAAUUGCUCAAAUUAAUGGCAUUGGGAAGCUAACUAAAUUGCAAGAGCUACAUGAAUUCCAUAUUAAAGCAGAAGAAGGUCACGGGAUAACUGAGCUAAGUGACAUGAACGAUUUGGGUGGUUCCCUUUGUAUUUCACACCUUGAGAUGGUGACUGAUCCUGCAGAGGCACUUCAAGCUAACAUAGUUGAGAAGGACUAUAUAACAGCUUUAGAAUUAAGAUGGUCUUAUACUUUGCCUGAUCUGUCCAAGUCGAUACUUGGGUGUUUGUCUCCUCCAAGAUAUCUGCAGGAGCUAAAACUGUAUGGUUACUCAGGAUUUGAACUUCCAGAUUGGGUGGGGCAGCUCAAGCAUGUACGGGUUGUAGAGAUAAGUUGGUGCAAAAACUUGAACGUUCUCCCUCCACUUGGACAGCUUGAGCAUCUGCAAAAACUCAAGUUGGAUGGUUUGCCGUCAAUAAAGGAUAUAAACUCUGAUAUUUGUGGAACCUCAAACGUGGUCUUUUGGUCCUUGGAGGAGCUAAGCUUUGAAUAUAUGGAGAAUUGGGAGAGCUGGACAUAUGCAGGGAGUAGUGACUUCAUUCGGAACCUAAAAAAGCUGAAGAUACUUUCAUGUGAAAAAUUGAGAAAGGUGCCUUUUGAGUCGUUGGGUUUAGCCACGAAAGAGAUAAUAAUUAAGUGGUGUGAUCCAUAUGAUGAUACGUUCUCGAGGUAUUUGCAAGGGCUAAACGGUCUGACACGUUUAGAGGUAGGUGGUAGCCGGAGGUGCAAAUUAAUCAUUCCAUGUAAACAAUUGAUGUCCUUGGAGUACCUACAUAUCCAAGGUUUUGGAGAUGUGUGCAUUAAAAGUGGACUGUGGUAUAUCAAAAACCUGAAGAAUAUACUGAUUAUUGAUUGUUCUACAGUAGUUACAGAUUCAAAUGAAGAGUCAGCACAAGAAGACAAGCAAUCCCCAACUCAAAUCGAUCGCACUAUGCAUUCUCUCACCCACCUUACCUUGGGUGGCGAUACAAUGCAAAAAGUAGGUCUGGAAUUUGUUAUUCCCCAAACUCCCUCCCUCCGAAACCUGCGCCUUGACAUAGUACAGGGCCAUACAAGCAUUACUAAGAAGUGGCUUCAGUAUCUCACAUCUCUACAGGAGCUGGAGAUUUAUUCGUGCCAUGCACUCCCAUCGAGCUUGUCCUCUCUGUCAUCCUUGAGGAGGUGCACUCUGAAGUACUGCCACUGGAUGUAUUCAAUACCACCCAACAGCCUGCCAGGUAACCUAAAAGAGUUGCAAAUAGAGGAGUGCUCAUUUGAACUAGAGGCACGAUGCCAGAAUCCAACAGGAGAUGCGCGGCCAGAGGGGCGUAAGAUUGAGUUGUGGCAGAAGAGGAAGAUGGGCGAGUGGCGAGAGAGGAAGCUGGAGCAUGGGCGGACGAAGCUUAUUGAAAUGCAGCAAAAGAACGAGUCACUAGGAAUACCGAUGAGCUGGAGGGAAAAAUCGCCGAAGAGUUCUAAAGGGGAGUCGUUGUAUCAAAGUGAUAAAUAUUGGUCGCGUGGGCAGAGGAUGCAGGAGGGACACGAGUGGCCGAGGAAGCAGCACAUGGAAGAACAGUCGUUUAUAGAAAAGGAGAAGUCGUCGAGUCUGAACGAGCAAGCAGAGGAAGACGAAUCCAAGAAGGAACCACUAGAAGAGUGGCUGCAGCAGAGUGAAGGAGAUCAAUGGCCUGAGCGAGAGUGGGAGCUGUACUCAUGGGUGGAGAGGAAGCUGAAGAAAGAAUUGGACAGAAACAAAGAUGAUCCGUCUAGUCUGAUGAAAGAGAGAGAAGAAUGGCUGAAGGAAGAGGAGCGCAAAUUCCACAGUGAGACAUUGGGAAAGGACUGGCCCAACAUUUGUCACGUUCCAUAUCUGUGUGGAGGGAAAGAUUGUACAGAAUCUUUAUACCUGAAGCUGCAGAUUCUCCAGACGUGGACUCAUUUUCUGUUUCACGAUUCACAUGCUCUGGUAAAGGAAAUUUUGCAUCUAAAUCAAGAGUCAAGACAAUGCUUUUGCUUUCGGCAUCAUCUAUCUGCCCAGCGCACUUGAGCAUGUCCUUGUAAACGCAUGGUAACACUUAAUUUGAUGGAGCUGUUUCCUCCAUGAAGAAGCUGUUAUUUUCCUAUGAAUAUCUCAUCAGGUUAACAGGUUUCUUGCAAGUUCAGAACAAGAAAGUUGCCUGAGAUGAUGCAAACUGACUGCACAAACAGAAAGGCAACCAGUUGGUUACUUCAUCGAUAUUACAGGCUAGAUCGAUGUAGCCUGGAGACUCUGCAAGUAUGCAUAGAAACAGAGUGGUCUUUACUCUUGUUCAUUAAUCAGGAUAGCCUUGCUGAUGCUGAAGCAGCAAAACGGAAGCCGGUUAGAGAUUGCAGCAUAAAUUGGAUUCAGUAAUGCUUUGCACUUCUUUCGUGGGACCGCACUUUAAUCUGUACUACUUCCUCCGUUUCACAAUAUAAGUCAUUCUAGCAUUUCCCACA